This is a messenger RNA of Uloborus diversus, 5402 nucleotides long. RefSeq names its product serine/threonine-protein kinase LATS1-like (gene wts). NCBI's taxonomy places the organism in Eukaryota, Metazoa, Arthropoda, Arachnida, Araneae, Uloboridae. Bases 472 to 4854 code for a protein of 1460 amino acids. Gene Ontology annotation, molecular function: ATP binding; protein serine/threonine kinase activity. The record is from RefSeq and is a predicted model, not a curated record. The transcript has 7 exons. Gene Ontology annotation, biological process: peptidyl-serine phosphorylation; regulation of organ growth; positive regulation of apoptotic process.
AAAUGUUAAUUUCUUUUGUGAUUAGCACUUUUUUAACUGUGAAAUAUCUUCUGUGAUGCUGUGCCUGGGAUGGUUCAAGUCAAGCUGUGCAAAAUUGUGGAUUAUAUUUCAUGAUGUGGAUUAGUUAACAAAAUAUUCAUGUGUGCUGUGAUGUGUUUAGUGUCUAUGUCUCCUUGUGCAUCCAUUCAGAUUGAUUCAAGUUUAACUAGCCUUCAAAGUGCCUUUUCAAAAAUUUCUCUGUGAUGGACUUUCCCCCCUUAGUGUGUUUUAAGAUUUCAAGGAAAAUGAUCCAUGGAAAGGGAUAUGAAUUAGUUCUACUGUAUCGUUUAAAAUAUACAUUACAACAUGCGUAAGAGAAAGCCAUUAAAAAUUUUAACUUUAGUUUUACGGUUUUUGAAAACAUCACUAACAUACUUAGUGAUGUAAGCCAAGGCAAAGUGAGAACUAUCAUUAGUCUUUGUUCUUGUACAUAUGAUAAAUCAAGAAGAGAACCGUACCAAAACGAAGUUUCUAGUGCCUAAUCAGAAUGCCAUCCACAAUGCUCCAUCAGUUUUUCUGGAAAAUACAAUGCCACCCAUGAUUCGCGAUAACGCGGGUCACUCACGUAGAGAUGUAGGAGCACCAGUAUCAUGUACACGUGUGACAACAGAGUUAGGUGUUUCAGUGGCAUCUGCAGUGCAUUCAUCCAAUGCAGUGUCCGUAAAAAGAGCCGAAUCUUUGCACAGAAAAGGUGAAUGUACGAAUGGAGUUGUGCCGGCUGGAAACGGCACCCCGAAUGGCACUGGCACAUCUACCUCUGUUAAGUCUACUCGUGAUGGAUAUCGCGAAAAAGCUCUGGAGGAGAUCAGAAAUAGUCUUAAGCCUUAUGCAACAUCUGAUCCGCAUGGAGAAGGGAUUUAUGAGUAUAGCAGUGCUAGUAGUAGUGCGAGUGAGAGUAGUGGAGCGAGUCAAGCAACUAAUAAUUGGAGUACUGUGUUUCCCAAUUCAAAUGGUUUUCAGAAUCUCAACAUACACCAAGCUUUUCAACACUUAAUUGCCAUGGGACACAGUGAGGAAUCUGCUGCAUAUGUAUUAAAGUUAACUUCAGACAAGCAUUUAAAAGAGUAUGAAGAAACUAAAAUUGAUUCUUUAAAUGGCAUUUCCAAAAUGGGAGUUUCAAAUGCACUUAAAUACAAAUACCCACCUAAGGGAAUUGAUUUUCAAGAAUCAUCAUCUGACAAUAUAACACAUAAUAAUUUACGAGCUCCAGAAGUUUCAAGACAUGAAAACUCCAAUUUUUGCAUUACUGGAUUGAGGCAUAAAAUUCUUCCUGAUCCUCCUAAACUUAUGUAUGGAAGUUCUCUUGCUAACUGUGAAGUUUCAUCUAGCUAUAGAUCAAACUCCAUAAACGAUUAUUCAAAUAGUGAUGUCCCACCUCCUUUACCUCCUCCAAGAGGUACUACUUGUCCACCACCUACCCCUCCAAGAAGUACCCCUCCUUUACCACCUCCAAUAAAUUCUACAAUUUUAAAUUCACAAACUGAACUUGUAAAUUCAGCCACAAAUGGUGUUAAUCACAAGCAGCAGUACAUGAGACGCAUGUCACCGGUGCCAACUUCUUCAAGACAAGCACUCAAUUAUACUUCGUCUGCUAGUUCUACUCCACAGCGUGGAACAAGUCCAAUAACUUCAAAUCGCUCUCCAAUGGUUGUGGUGAAUAAUUCUCAAAUUCAUCAACAAUUGGCUCAACAGUUACAAGCUUUAUCUGUGAAUUCCAAUGGUUCAUCUCUUUCUUCUUCAUCCAGAAAUGAUACUUCACAUCAUACUGGUAGUCAUACUGGUAGUCAUACCGGUAGUCAUACCGGCAGUUCACAAAACGGCAAAUCUUGGUACUCUUCUUCUCCACAGCCUUCUUAUGCAUCAUCAAGUUCUGGAAGGCAUAGUCCAACUCCUACAAUAAGUAGUAGUGAAUAUUCUAUCCCUCCAGUUUUUCAGCUAAAAAGAACACCUCCUCCAGCUUACACUCCACCUUCCUCAUAUUCUCCAUCCCCACAGCCUUCUCCACAGCACCGUGCUCCUUCUCCUGGUGCUGCUGUAAGUGCUGUGACAUCUGUGCUUUCAAGACCAUCUGCUCUUCAAGCUUGGAGCUCCAGGCAAGCCAAAUCACAAUCUCCAAUAAUAAUGCAAUCUGUAAAAAGUACUCAAGUACAAAAACCUAUUCUUCAAACUGCUGUAGCUCCUACUGCGCCACAACCAACUUCCACCGUUUCUCCCACAUUUACGUCUACUGGCCAACAACCAGCUGUGUCAAGUCCUCCUCCUCCAUAUCCUAUUCACAAAGCAACAUCUGCUGUCAGUAUAAAUUCUACAAUGUCAUCUCAUGAUUCUAAUAAUUUACACCUUCCUUCAGCUAAUUCAGUAUCUUCUGCACGAACAGUGGAAUCAUCAAAUCCACCACCUUUAUAUCCUCGAAACCAAAAUAAACCUCAUCCGACUACAAUAAAUCAUGGGAAUGAUCCCCCUCCACCUCCAUAUUUAAUAGCCCCGAGUGUUCCUCAACCAGCCAUACCACCUUCACCUUCUGUACCGCCAGUACCACCGUAUUCUAAUCCGAUGUGGCAGACGCUUUCCUGUUCAUCACAAAAUAUUGCCAAUCAACCUCCUCCAUACCUUCCUGCACCCUACAGUCAUAGGCAUGUUCCAGAACCUUCUGUUAGUGAAUCCAAGCAGACAUUAUAUUCUUCAGAAAAUCAGAAUAAAUGGACUGAACAGUGCAACAAUGUGUCUUCUGAAAUUUCUCCUAUCGACAAUUGUCCUUUAUCUAAUGUUCCCACUACUGAUCCACCAAGUUAUGCAUCUAGCGUAGCAGCUCUCACCGCACAGAGGGCGGCAGCAAUGAUGACAAAGCUCAACAACAACGUGCCAACUAUUGUGAACAGUGGACCAUCAAAUUGUGCUUUUAGUACCAAUUCUUCUCAUAUAAAUAAUCCUUGUGUUGAUCCAGUUUUUAGUAGUAAGGGUGGAGAUACGAAAGUCAGUUCAAACCUUGUAAAUACGGUUGAAAGUAUAUGUACUUCUCAAAUAACUGCUCUUCCUGGUUCAUAUGUGAAUAUCAAUAAUACAAAUAUAAAUGGCAUGCCAGAAGACGCAUUUUCAUUUUUCGACAAUCACCACACUACAAUUCAUCGCAAACCAUCUCCAGUAGCAAUGGAUACAGCCAGCUCCGCUUCUCGGUCUGAAUCUCCUGUCUCCAGGGCAAUUAAUCAAUCACCUGUUUCUUUCAUGUCGACUACAUCAACUUCUUCACCUUCUACACAAUCAGAUUCUACUCAUGAUUCAAAUAAAAUGAUGUUAAACAAAGUGACCCACGAGUCUCCCCCUCCACCGAGGAAAAUGCUUUCUAAAGAGAAAGAAAAAGAACGCCGUGAAAGUAAAGUGAAAAAUUAUUCUCCUGCAGCCUACAAAUUUUAUAUGGAACAGCAUUUUGAAAAUAUACAGAAAUCUCUUCAAGAAAGAGCCCACCGUCGUCAGCAGCUUGAAAGUGAGAUGGCUAAAGUAGGUCUCUCUAAGGAAGCACAGUGUGAAAUUCGAAAAAUGUUGCAUCAGAAAGAAUCAAAUUAUAUCCGAUUAAAAAGAGCAAAAAUGAAUAAAUCCAUGUUUAUGAAAAUCAAAACAAUAGGAAUUGGUGCAUUUGGUGAAGUAGCUCUUGUUAGAAAAGUAGAUUCUAAUCAGUUAUACGCCAUGAAAACGUUGCGCAAAUCAGAUGUCUUGAAAAGAAAUCAAGUUGCACAUGUUAAAGCUGAAAGAGAUAUCCUAGCAGAAGCAGAUAAUGAGUGGGUCGUUAAACUUUAUUAUUCUUUCCAAGAUGAUGAAAACUUAUACUUUGUAAUGGAUUUUAUUCAAGGAGGUGAUUUAAUGUCCUUGUUAAUAAAAUUAGGAAUAUUUGAUGAACCUCUAGCAAAGUUUUACAUAGCUGAGCUUGUUCUGGCCGUAGAAAGUGUUCAUAAAAUGGGUUUCAUUCAUAGGGAUAUUAAACCAGACAACAUAUUAAUUGACCGUGAUGGACACAUCAAGUUGACUGAUUUUGGGCUAUGCACAGGUUUUAGGUGGACGCAUAACUCCAAAUAUUACCAAAGAAAUGGUGAACAUGCUAGGCAAGAUUCAAUAGAUCUGGAUGACAAAUGGAGUAAUGAGUGUCACUGUAAGCCUAGCAGUCUAAAACCACUAGAAAGGAGAAGGAGAAGAGAACAUCAGCGAUGCUUGGCUCAUUCCUUGGUGGGAACUCCUAACUAUAUUGCUCCUGAAGUCUUGCUCAAAACAGGUUACACACAGUUAUGUGAUUGGUGGAGUGUAGGUGUUAUACUUUACGAGAUGCUUGUUGGUCAGCCACCUUUUUAUGCAAGUUCUCCUGCAGAAACACAGUUGAAGGUGAUCAAUUGGGAAACAACGUUAAGGAUACCUAAAAAGGCUGAUGUUUCUGAUGAAGCUGCAGAUUUGGUGUUGAAGCUCUGCACUGUUUCCGAUUCAAGACUGGGCAGGAAUGGAGUUGACGAGAUUAAGGAGCACCCUUUCUUCUCAGACAUGGAUUUCAGCAGUGAUCUCAGAAAGCAGCCAGCUCCUUAUGUUCCGAAAAUUAGAUAUCCCACAGACACAUCGAACUUUGAUCCCGUCGAUUCGGAAAAACUUCGCAGUAGCAAUUCAGAAUCGAGUGAUGAGGGGAAUAUGGAUGAUUCUAGUGAUAAUAACAAACAUCCAGAACAUGCGUUUCUAGAGUUUACUUUUCGAAGAUUUUUUGACGAUGGUGGCCAAGUUUAUCCCACUAGAACUAAUAUAGAAGAACCAGCCGAGAAGAAAAGUUCUCCGGUUUAUGUUUGAAGAAUGAAGUAUUUAAAAAAUAUAUUCUUGAGUUUGUCUAGUUUUACAAAAAAGGUAGUGACUUUCAUUUAGGCGCGGCAUUCUAGUUAUUAAAUGUAAAUAUGCUACUGAGACUUAAAAAUUUUGCCAGUAUUGACAUACUUUAUAUUGUAUAGGUCAAUUUUGCAUCCAAUGUUUGAAAAUGUAUAAAAUUGCCUUUGGCAUUAAAACCAUUACCUUCUUUGGCUUUGUGUAUAAAUGUAGGUGUUGAUAAGAUUUAAGAAAACUCACAAGUAAUUAAUAUCAUGUGGAAAACUUUCUGACAGGUUUAUAAAAAUCAAAUACAGUGCCCGCCGCUUAUUAAAAUCACAUUCGUUCUGAGGACACUUGAUUUUAUAAAACGGCUGAUUUUAUAAACCGGCAUGCCUAUUCUCACUUAAAAAAUGAAAGGUUUUGAAAUUUAAAUACAACUCCAAAAAAGAAAUAAAUUAUUUCAUUAAUUUUUGUUUGAAGUGUUCCAAAAUACAGUUGACAUUUUAAAUAAACAUGAGGUACAUAUUUCUUUUUAU